Vigna unguiculata (cowpea) is the source of this 1015-nucleotide messenger RNA. Its product is annotated as Reticulon family protein. Gene Ontology annotation, biological process: response to bacterium. NCBI's taxonomy places the organism in Eukaryota, Viridiplantae, Streptophyta, Magnoliopsida, Fabales, Fabaceae. The record is from RefSeq and is a predicted model, not a curated record.
AGGCCAUUUAGCUUUGUUGGCAAGUUGACUCAAACGGGCAAGGCAAGGAAAUCUCCACUAAUUGACCAUUACCAGAUCUGGGGUAUCUGCUUUGUAGGACUUCAGUUUCAGAGUUCAGUUUAAUGUCUGAAUCAGAAGCUCAGCUUCCUACUGCCUUUGUCGCUGAUGUUCUACUGUGGAAGAGGUGGCACAUUUCCUUGGGUGUCAUUGUUGUUGCUACAGUUGCCUGGAUCGUGUUUGAGUGGACCAAUUUACCAUUUUUAACAAUAUGUUCAGAUGUCUUACUGAUUUUGAUCGUACUGUUGUUUCUGCAUGCUAACUAUGCUGCCCUUAGAAAUAAACAACCACCAACAUUACCUGAACUAGUUGUGUCAGAGGAGAUGGUUAAUAAUGUGGCAGCUUCAUUUCGGGUCAAAAUCAACAAUGUUCUUCUUAUAGCCCAUGACAUCACUAUUGGCAAGGAUUUUAGAAUUUUUUUCAAGGUGGUCAUUUGUCUGUGGCUCUUCUCUGUCAUUGGCAGUGUCUUCUCCUUCUUUACCCUCUCAUAUAUUGGAACCCUUCUUAUGAUUACCAUUCCUGCAUUGUACCAGAAAUAUGGAGGUUAUGUUGAUAAAUGUUGUGGAGUUAUAAACCGCCAACUUUCAAGACAUUAUAGAAUAGUAGAUGAGAAUGUUUUCAACAGACUUCCAAGAAAUAUACCAAAGGAUAAAGAGUCUUGAUUUCCAAGGUCUUCCAACCCUUUUCCUGUUCAUUGUGUGAAAUAAACUAUUCCAUUGUUGUUGGUUAUGCUGUUUAGAAUCUUACAAACUUUGUCUCUGUUCAUGCCAACUAGUGGCAGUUUUCAUUUUUCUGUCUUCUGAUAGAGAAAGGUGGGAAGCUUUUGUGUACAUAGUCGGAGGAUUUUGAUUCUAAAAUGUGGUGAUCUUUUUGGGAAAACCUUGUUGAAAAUUUUAUAGGAGUUUCAUUAUUUUCUAAUGUUAUGCUUCUUACUUUUAAUGUAAGAUAUAUUUGUUUU